Messenger RNA from Rattus norvegicus (Norway rat), 6396 nucleotides. RefSeq names its product ubiquitin-conjugating enzyme E2K (gene Ube2k). Gene Ontology annotation, biological process: positive regulation of type I interferon-mediated signaling pathway; free ubiquitin chain polymerization; positive regulation of tumor necrosis factor-mediated signaling pathway. NCBI's taxonomy places the organism in Eukaryota, Metazoa, Chordata, Mammalia, Rodentia, Muridae. The record is from RefSeq and is a predicted model, not a curated record. Gene Ontology annotation, molecular function: ubiquitin-ubiquitin ligase activity; ligase activity; ubiquitin-protein transferase activity.
UUUUUUUUUUUUCCUGUUGUGAUUCUUAAACGGGUGCUUUCCUAAAGCAAAGGCAGUUUCUCAAUAUUGGUUCCCUGAUUUACAGAGGUCUUCCAAGUGCUAGUAUAUUUCUUUACAGCCUAUCAAACAUUCAUAAUUUUUACUAAAUUUCAUCAGAAGCACUGGGUAGGUAGAUACAUUUUCUUCCUUCCUUCUUUUUUUUUUUUUUUUUUUAAAUAGGCCCUCAAAUAAUCCAGGAUGGGUUUCCUGCUUUUUAAAAAUCUCUCAGGUGCUGAGACUACAGUUCUGUGUACCACUGUGUCUAAUAUUCUCUAAAAAAAAAUCACAAUUUUCAGUUAUAAGUCGAAUAAAUUCAACAAAUAAUUGUUUGUGAUGUUAGUUAUCAAACCCAGGGAACUGCACAUGCCAGGAAAGUUCCAAACCAUGGAGCUAUAUUUCAAUCAUGUGUGUCCUUUAGAUUAAAUAUCUACUAAUUAACCCAGUCUGCAUGAAUAUAGCAUGCUAUACAUUAUUUACAGCAAAAAUUGUGCCCUGAGAAUAAAGUGGAUUUUAGUUUCACAGCUCAAUCACACAAAUGCUUUACCAUUUUGUUGAAGUGCCACUUUCUCAUGUACUCGGGAGAACAGGCAAAUCUCCAGUGGAGUUACAGAUCCUAAAUCCCUGUACUUGGGAAGCUGACGCAGGAAGCUCAAGUUGGAGGUCAGCUUGCAGUGCACAUUGAGACCUGCCUCAAAUAAGCAAAAAUAAAUGCUAAUACAAUAGGACAUAUGGUGAGCAUUCAUUGACUUUUCCAUUUGUGUGUUUAUGUGCACAUGUGUGCAUGCCAAUGGCACGUGUAGAAGUCAGAUAAAUAGCAAGAGUCAGUUCUUCCCUACCAUGUGAGUUCUGGGGAUAGAACUCAAUUAUCAGGCUCAGCACUCACUGAUAGGCCCCAACCUACUUUUCUUUCCCCAAAUACUUGUUUCUUUCUCAAAGACGGCUACCAUUGUUUACUUUCUUCUUUUUUAAAAAGAUUUAUUUAAUAUGCAUACAGCAUUCUGCCUGCAUGUGCACCUGCAGGCCUGUAGAAGACUCCAGACCCCAUUACAGAUGGUUGUGAGUCACUUUGUAGUUGCUGGGAAUUGAACUCAGGACCUCUGGAAGAGCAGCCAGUGCUCUUAACCUCUGAGCCAUCUCUCCAGCUCCCAUUGUUUACUUUCUUCCAUGUUUUUCCAGUACUAUUCACAAGCAUUAUCUAUAUACAAACUCAAUCUUUCCUACCAAGUAAAUAGUAAUAUAUUAAUAAAGUAUGGAUUGUAUUACAUUGAAGUGGAAGCUUCUGGUAUGGAAAGUCAGUUAUGUCAAAUGAUGGUUUGCUGGGGCACACAGGUGAAAGGCACACAGGUGAAAAGAUGUUUUACUAUAAUGGACAGGUGAAAGGACCCAUGAUGAAGGAAGAAGUAUAUGACUCCCCCAUCCCCUGACAGUGGGGGACAAGCACUGAGCAUUGCUUUGGUUUGCUCUGCCUCAUUAUUCUUUGCUAACAACACUCAUGUAUUGGUUUUCCUUACAUGGCGUUGAGCUCAACUUGUGCUAAGGCAGCCAUUAAGAGAAACUGUGAGAUUCCUGUGGCAGCUUGCUGCUCCAGCAGUCUCACCUCAGGCCGGUUGGUGAGUCUUGCAUUUUCUUCAUGAACUAUAGAUGCUGGUUUGAGCCUGGUGCCUGCCCAGAGGCUGGUCUGUAGCUACUGAGUCUCAUUAGGUAUUUGCUAUGGGACUGCACUGCUGCCGAAGAAGAUAGAGCUCACUCCCCAAAGAACUGUUGUUAAACAGGUCACUUCCCCAUAUCCUAAUAACUUUUUUCUUCCACUAGCUCUUCUGGAUAGUGGGUUAGAGAGGUUGUACCCUUAUUAAAAGUAGGUUGCAAAAAGUUCAUGCCUGUAUUACAUAGUUUUUAUUAUAGCUUGGAUAUGAAGUUCCUCCCUGAAAACAUUCAUGUUUUGAAGACUCAACUAGGGGAUCUAAUCAUUGAGUGGUAGUUGGAUCAUGAGGGCUCUGAUUUAAUCAAUAUAUUGACCCAAUGAUGGGUUCAUAAUUUCAUGGCAUUAUGGAUGAGUUGAUAGAAACUUUUGAAGGUGCUGCUAGAGGAAGUAGUUUACCAGAUCUAGGGGCUGGUGAGAUGGUACAGUGGGUAAAGUUGCUUGUGGCUGUAGUAAAUAUGAGUCUUUUUCCUAUUCAAUACUAUAAAAAUCUAAGUUUACAACAAGGAAUUUGAGUGUUUUUUCCCCUCUCCAACCUUGUAAGUUUUUAUGCAAAUGUUGCAAUCCUUCCUCUGUUUGCACAAAGGUACUUGCACACUUGAUGGCCUAGGGUAGUGACCCCUUUCCUUCACUUCCUUUGCACCAAUUCCUUUCAUACUAAUUAAUACUGUGAGGUGACCCCAGCCAGCCAAUGAGGAAAAGACACAGGCACUACCAAAUGCACUUCCUAUCUCACUGUGUUCAUGCUUCUGAGUAUAUCUUGUUGAUCAAGGGGAAGGUUUGCCUUUUUCAGACUCCUCAGUUUAAAUAGAGGGCUCUUUUUUUUCUUUCAACCCUGAAUUUAUUUCUAACACUGCCAAGCCUGAUGACCUGAAUUUGAUCCUUUGACUCAUAUGGUAAAAAGUAGAGAAUUGACUCCCUAAUUCUUUCUUUUGGAAUAAUUAAAAAAAAUCUUUUGAGUGAAGAACUUGCUAUUAUUGGGGUCACCUUCUGGGGUCUGCCUUUACUCCUAGAACCUGAAAGGCAGAGACAGGUGAAUCUCUUGAGUUCAGCCUGGUCUACAGAGUGAGUUUCAGGGCAGCCAAGGCUACACAGAAAAACCCUGUCUCAAAAAGCAAAAAAAGAAAAAAAGAAAAAAAGAAACAAAACAAAACAAAAACCACCCCCAAACCCAAACUAAAACCAACCAACCAAACAAACAAGAGGUGUGUGUUUAAUGUCGCCAGUAUUCAGGAGGCAGAGGCAGGUGAAUCUUUUCUGAGGCCAGCCUGGCCUACCAUGAGCUCUGGGCCUGCCAAAGCUACAUUGAGACCCUGUCUCAAAAACAAAAAGAAAAGAAAAACCCCAGGGCAGGCAAGCUCUAGAUUUCAGCACCUAUCAGGAGAUAAGGGGGCAGGGAGCCAUUUAAGGUGACAUGGAGGUCAGACACAUGGAGAACAAGCAGCCAUCUGUGGCAAGCCUUACAGAAAGAGUGAGGAGGCCCAAAGUAUUGGGAGAAAGAGAACGUGUAUCAAGGAAAAGCAAUGCAUUAAGCAAAUGGAAAGAAGAAAAGUCAUAUUUGGACAGUCGGCAGACUUACAAGCAGAGCUGCCACUCAGCUCCUAAGAUACUGCACAAGGGGUGGAGAUUCUGGGAUGGAAAAGUACAGUAUCUCAUUAAAGAACUAAUUAUUCCACCUAUCUCUCUAGUAUGGCUUAAGGUGGUCCCUUUGCCAGUUACUGAACCAGCCCAGCUGGAAUGUCAGGUCUCCAACCCAGACUACAGAUUCCAUUCUCUUGACCAGAAGUUUUUCUCUAGGCUACCUCAAACUUGCCAAGAAGCUGGGGUUAAGGGAGUAAGUCAGUUUAGAAUUAUGAUUUACAGAUAAGCUGCAAAGAUAGCAGAGAUUUAAAUACACUCUUUACUCACCUUCUUUAAUGUGAAGGUUGAAAAUUAUGGGGCUUUGCCAAGACCAAGACAUUAACAUUGUUACAGCACUACUCAGGAAACUAUUCAGACAUCACUAGUUACAUUCUCUGGUUCCCUAGAAUGUUAAUAGAAUGAAUUUGAAAAGUGGCAUUGUAGUUAAAUAAUUACUUGCAUUAAAAAAAUUCACAAACUUUGGUCUGGUGUGGAGGAGUCUGUCUGUAGACUGAGCACUGGGGAAGCUGAGUCAGACAAGGUUUCAGUUUGUGGUCAGCCUAGGUUGUAUGUACACAUAAACACACACACCCAUUCAACUUGGCUGAACUAUAGGGCAGUCAUAGUUCACAUACUUGGCUCGCACAGGCCCUGGGUUCAAGCUUCAGCACAGAAAAGAAUCCUUUCUUUCAAAGAAAUCACCGGACCUUUAUAACUAGUAGCCCCUGUCUGAGUGUCGUUGUUUCUUGAGGUUGGACAGAGUGGGAUAGAAAGUGUUUUAGGUUGUAUUGGCAUAGAUACCUACAACAUUUCUAGAUUUAUAUCAUAGCAAAAAUCCUUUGUAGUGUUCAGUUGUUCAGUAUAUAGUUGACGGUCCUUAUAACCACUAGAGGGCUCUGCUAUAAGAUCUUUUAUAAUUUAUGUCUGUCUACUCAGGGAAAGGCUUUGAGAUGUUUCAGAAUUUUGAACUCUUAAGUUUAAACAACCUCCUCAUUUCACAGACGAGGGAACCGCAGCUGGCAACGGAUAUAGGAGAGAAGUGGGAGCACUCUUAGACUGGUUUCUCUCGAACUCAUGAUCCUCCUGCUUCUGUCUCCCAAUCUAGGAUUACAAGCCUAUACCACUACAUUCAGCUCGUAUUAGUCUUAUGAUGGAAUACUGAACUGAUUGAUUAGGUGAAUACAUGAAACAUACUCCUAAAAUAAUACCUUCAUUAUUUCACAAUGUUAUUUUCAAAAGUAUUCCUCAGCAUCUACAUUCCGUUAUUUGUUUUAAACUCUACUAACCACUUUCAAAUAGCCUCUCAACGUUGUUGCUCAAUUAAAACAUUUUACUCGGUCAUCUUUUCUCCACUCAAUUAUAUUCACUCACUGCUUAUUGACAUCUACGAGCGCCAAAAACCUUUGUAGGUCUAAAGUUCUUUCGGCCUUCUAUUUCUCCAACUGUCACUAUAAAUUAUACAGACUUUCACAUGCUUAAUUCAGCCAUUCUCACAGCGUGGUCGCUGAAAAACAGGCAGCAGGGAGUUUGCUCGCAAUGCAAAUUCUUAGCCCCAUCCAGACUCUAGGGAUAGGUCCUAGUAAUCUAACCAGCUCUCCAGGGAUUCCGAGGUGCGUUCAAGUUUGAAAAACAUGUUAGUUCUACAGCUCAGCAUUGACUAUCUAAACAGGUCAAAGAUUUAACUUCUGGCUUUUAAACUCAUCACAGGCCUGUCCCCGGCAACACCUGUAUCAAUUACAACCCGUGGGACGCAACCAUUACACAACCUUAAAAAUCUGUAAUACCUGAGAUGACCGAAUAAUAGUUGCGUUAUCAUGGUUCCAGAACAAAAGCUACGGCAGUGGAUAUCCCGGGGGUUUACCAACGGACGCUGGGCAGGACCCAGUUCCUGCAUAGUUUUUUCCUCCGCUAGACACAGGGAGGCACCUCUAGCCCGUGGGUUCUGGGUCUGGCCGAGUUAGAGCGAGGCUCAGCCCGGCUGGGGCCCCGGGAACCCGCCAGGCGGGGCUCCCACCUCGGGUCCGUGGCUAGGGACUGGAGGCCUCACCGUAAAGGGGGCCGAGGGGCAGGGGAGGACCCCGCAGGCCCAAACCCCGCGGACCGGCACAGAAACCGCACCCUCCUGGCCCCAGCCGCCGGCAGGGCGGAGCCACGCGGCCGAAGCCCCGGCUGAGACGCGCGGCGCGGGCUCGCUGCUGAGACGUAUGGGGCUACCACUGGAGCGGCUGCGCCGCCCGCCCGGGUCAGCGUGGUGCGCAUGCGCGGACCCGGCGCCAUUUUGGUGGCCGGGCGCGGAGACGAGCAAAAAUCAAAUUAAAGUAGAUCUUGUAGAUGAGAAUUUUACAGAAUUAAGAGGAGAAAUAGCAGGACCUCCAGACACACCGUAUGAAGGUGGAAGAUAUCAACUAGAGAUAAAAAUACCAGAAACAUAUCCAUUUAACCCCCCUAAGGUCCGGUUUAUCACUAAAAUAUGGCACCCUAAUAUUAGUUCCGUCACAGGGGCUAUUUGUUUGGAUAUCCUGAAAGAUCAAUGGGCAGCAGCAAUGACUCUGCGCACAGUAUUAUUGUCAUUGCAAGCACUGCUGGCCGCUGCAGAACCAGAUGACCCCCAAGAUGCAGUAGUAGCAAAUCAGUACAAACAAAAUCCUGAAAUGUUCAAGCAGACAGCUCGACUUUGGGCACACGUGUAUGCUGGAGCACCAGUGUCUAGUCCAGAAUACACCAAAAAAAUAGAAAACCUCUGUGCUAUGGGUUUUGAUAGGAACGCAGUAAUAGUGGCCUUGUCUUCAAAAUCAUGGGAUGUAGAGACUGCAACAGAACUGCUUCUGAGUAACUGAGGCACAGGAGCUGCCAGCCACGCUCGCCCCUUCCUGAGGAGCGUCCACACCUGUCAUUUUUAGGAUUCUGCAUAAAUUUCUUUUAAACUGGCAUUCUUGCCUAAUGAUGUUACCUAGGCACCAUUGGAGACUGCAAAAAAAAAAAAAAAAAUUACCUGCUCUGUAAAUAAAGCUAAUUAAACGUCUGUGUAAAUUUAAAAA